Dovyalis caffra is the source of this 274-nucleotide messenger RNA. The record is from the annotation of a GenBank genome assembly. NCBI's taxonomy places the organism in Eukaryota, Viridiplantae, Streptophyta, Magnoliopsida, Malpighiales, Salicaceae.
GGUGAUUAGGUUCACUUAUAGCAAGUUGUUGGCCGAGAUUAAAAGAGAGAAACAUGACAAAGGACAAAGACACGAAGAAGUCUUGAUCAAGAUCAAACAACCAAAAUGCGGUGCCAUAGUCCGUACAAAAGACCAUAAGAAGAAGGCCACACGUCUUGUGGAGAUCGAAGAGCCAUCGGAUCAAAGUGCCAUCUAUCUACGACAAAUGAAAGCGGAAAUAUGUUGCCGCAUUGAAGAUAAAAACCCUUUCCUUAAGAAAACAGCAACAGCAUAG